Messenger RNA from Sus scrofa (pig), 4929 nucleotides. It is a transcript of the gene ALKBH1, whose product is annotated as alkB homolog 1, histone H2A dioxygenase. Gene Ontology annotation, molecular function: ferrous iron binding; oxidative RNA demethylase activity; broad specificity oxidative DNA demethylase activity. Gene Ontology annotation, biological process: oxidative RNA demethylation. The record is from RefSeq and is a predicted model, not a curated record. Gene Ontology annotation, cellular component: cytoplasm; nucleus. NCBI's taxonomy places the organism in Eukaryota, Metazoa, Chordata, Mammalia, Artiodactyla, Suidae.
CAGCUUCCGGGUCAGAGGAGACGGGCCGCGACAUGGGAAAGAUGGCGGCGGCCGUGGGCUCUAUGGCGACGCUGGCAGCAGAACCUGGAGAAGACGCCUUUCGGAAGCUUUUCCGCUUCUACCGGCAGAGCCGCCCUGGGACUGCUGACCUGGGAGGGGUCAUCGACUUCUCGGCAGCCCACGUAGCCCGCGGCACGGGGCCUGGUGCCCACAAGGUAGUCAAAUCUCAGCUAAGUGUGUCCUCAGUCAGUGACCAUGAUGCAUACAGAGCAGGACUUCAGCCGGUCAGCAAGUGGCAGGCCUACGGACUCCAAGGCUAUCCAGGAUUUAUUUUCAUCCCAAACCCCUUCCUCCCAGGUUACCAGUGGCACUGGGUGAAGCAGUGCCUUAAAUUAUAUUCCCAGAAACCUAAUGUAUGUAACCUGGACAAACAUAUGACUAAAGAAGAGACCCAAGAUUUGUGGGAACAGAGCAAAGAAUUUCUAAGGUAUAAAGAAGUGAAUAAACGGAGACCCCGAAGUUUACUAGAAAAACUGCGCUGGGUGACCCUAGGCUACCAUUAUAACUGGGACAGUAAGAAAUACUCAGCAGAUCAUUAUACACCUUUCCCUUCUGACCUGGCUUUCCUCUCAGAGCAAGUAGCCGCUGCCUGUGGAUUUCAGGGUUUCCAAGCUGAAGCAGGUAUCCUGAAUUACUACCGAUUAGACUCCACACUGGGAAUCCAUGUAGACAAAUCUGAACUAGAUCACUCCAAACCCCUGCUGUCAUUCAGCUUUGGACAGUCUGCCAUCUUUCUCCUGGGAGGCCUCAAAAGAGAUGAAGCUCCCACCGCCAUGUUUAUGCACAGUGGUGACAUCAUGGUAAUGUCAGGUUUCAGCCGCUUAUUGAACCAUGCAGUCCCCAGGGUCCUUCCCAGUCCCAAAGGGGGAAGCCUUCCUUGCUGCCUAGAGACACCUCUCCCAGCUGACCUCCCCAGAGACUCAGUAGUAGAGCCCUGUUCUAUGGAGGACUGGCAGGUGUGUGCCAGCUACUUGAAAACUGCUCGUGUUAACAUGACUGUCCGGCAGGUUCUGGCCGUGGGUCAGGACUUCCCUUUGGAACCCGUGGAGGAGAAUAAAAGAGACAUCACCACGGAAGGUUUCUGCCACCUGGAUGAUGGGAAUAGCCAAGUAAAACGAGCUAGGUUAAACCCUGACUGCUGAGACGUGGACAGCCCACACUUUUACUCAGGCAGGUCCUACAGUAAAUGACCACGCUGUUUUUUUAUUGCCAUAGACUAGCACUGAGACACGCCAGAAACAGGGAAAAACUCAUCACUGAUCACACUGUUGCCUUGGAACCUAUCCCGAAGAGAAAACUGAUGAACCACUUUGUUCAGAGAAGCGUGUGACACGUCCAGUCCUGGUUAGGUUUUGGCACUAAUGUGUGUAGGAAGUCCAAGGAGUUAUGACCUUCCACAGUAGCCUUCUCAGCCUCUGCCAUUACCUCUGAGGGAGGUAGAAGGGAGGUUCCAUGUCUGUGGAGUCUAAAUACCUCAGGUUUUAUUCAUGGGAAACGUCAUACCCCUCCCACUACCCCAUUCUGUGGUAAAAUUGUGGUUCUAUGAACCAACCAUCAGUCUUAAUUCUUCCAUUCAACAUCAAACUCUUUGAUCUUCUCUGGCCUUCACAGAAGAAUCCUAUAUGCAUUAAGACAGUGGAACUAGAAGGCACAUCCCCUAGAAAAGAAAUUAGUCACAGCUAUCUCUCUUGCCUAAAAGGAAUAUGUAUAAACCUAAGGAAAGGGGAGCAGUCAUUUCUCCAGAUGUCUCUUAGGUCUCUAAACUCUUCCCGUUGGCUUUUAAAUACAGUUUUAAUUGUUGGACUGAAAAAGUCUCAAGGGUAUUCUGUAACUGUUUUUUCCGUGAAUAAACUUACUCACUUUUAAGUUAAAGAUCAGUAUCUGUGUUUGAGGGUAAGUGUAUCUGGGAUUAGUUUUUUUCCUAUUUUCACUUGCUGUAUUGUUCAUGCACUUAAAGCUGUUUCUGCCCUAAGUAUUCUUUGUGGCUGUCUCACAGGAGAGAAUAUUCCUUGAUAUUCCAGUUACUCCUGUCUUUUUUGAUUGUAGACAGCUUGGAAAAUGUAUGAAGCCACUGAGUUUUAAUCUAUGUACCCCCACCAACUCAACUCAGUAUACCCUGAGCUAAGUUAGCUUACAUUUCUCUGAGCCUCAGUUUCCUCAUUCACAGAAUGAUAAUAUUUAUUGGCAUCUUCCUAGAGGGAUAUUGACAUUUCAGACUGUAAUGGGAAUUUAGUGCUCCUUUCCAGAAACAUGAUGUGCCAAUAUUUUACUACAAUGUGGACUCUUAGAAACAUCCCAGCUUAAUUAUUUGUGUGGAUACUGGCCAGAAGCUGCUUUGAUACCCACUGCUUAUGACAUGACUUGCCAGAUUUAAAUUUCUGUCUUGCCUUUUUUUUUCUUAUGAGCAUUGAAUAUUGAGUUUAUAUUAGAAUCCUUGAUAGGUUUUUUCUUAAGGAAUAAAAAUUAAUAAAUCCAUCCCUUAUUGUAACUGGGUUCUAAAAUUAGUACAUGAUAGGAUUAAUUUUAUAUAAUUAAAAUUAGCGCUGGGAGUUCUCUGGUGGCUCAGUGGGUUCAGGACCUGACAUUGUCACUGCUAUGGCUCUGGUUCAGUCUCUGGCCCAGAAAUUUCCCCAUGCCACAGGUGCAGCCAAGAUAAAUAAAAUUGCCACUGGAAAAAUCCCUUAAAUUUUCCACAAGGUACAUUUUAUGAACAUUGUGUACAUUAUCUGUGACUCACUAAAACCAGCCUAGGUCAUUUAGUAAAUCCAGCAAUCAGUUUAUUCUUUAGCAUUAGAACAGAUUGCACUUUAGUCAGUUGAUUAUCAGAUAAAGGUAUCGGCUUGUGUCUAGGGGCAAUGUUUUACAAAACAAUAGCAUUCAAACUGUAAAUCCACAUUCCACGAAGCGAGAGAUAUAUAUGUUGUGAGAAGCAUGUGGAAACUGAGGCAGCCAAGAGAAGAGCAGAUUCCUGUCCCGACCCAGGCUUCCUCUAAGGGAUGUGCUCAUGAGCUCACGGGGGUGGGGGAGGAGGAUUUUGAGCAGAAUUGUUUACACAAUCCAGCUCCCUCAUUUUUGUGUAUAUUAUUUCUGGGAGGCACACAUACAGUGGAAGAUGUAUAUAAUGCAACUCUGACAGAAAUUAUGCAACUCAGGAAAAGGAAAACUUGGCAAUUCUUAAUCAUUUAAAUAAGGAUGAUUUUCCCCUCACCACAAGUUUUAGUCGUCUACCAGAUGUUUUCUAAGUCAGGGGUCAGCAAACUGUGACCUAUCUCCUGUUUGUUUGUUUGCUUGUUUUUACUGCCUGUGGACUAAGAAGAGUUUUUAUAUUUCGAAAUGGUUUGAAGUGGGUGGAAGGAAUCAAAAGAAUAUUAGUGACUCAAGAAAUUGAAAUUUCUAUGUCUGUAAAUAAGGUUUUAUUGGAACACAGACAGACUAGUUCAUUUCUGGGUUGUCUUUGGUUGCUUUCAUGCUAAAAUGACAGAGAUGAAUAAUUGCAACAGAGACUUCGUAGCCUACAGAGUCGAAAAGAUAUUAUGGGCCUUUACAGCAAACAUUUGUCAACACCUAGGAAGGAAACCAGACCCCCUAGAAAGAAACGAGAAGCCACGAGAAAGGACCAAGAGGAAGGCUUUGUUUUCUUUAUUAUUUUAUAUCAAAAGUGCCAGGGUGGGGGUUCCCAUCGUGGCUCAGUGAUAACAAAUCUGACUAGCAUCCAUGAGGAAGCGGGUUGGAUCCCUGGCCUUUUAGUGGGUUAAGGAUCCAUCAUUGCCAUAGCUGUGGCAUAGGUUGCAGACACGGCUUGGAUCCAGCAUUGCCGUGACUAUGGUGUAGGCCAGCAGCUGCAGCUCCAGUUCAACACCUAGCCUGGGAUCUUCCAUAUGCCAUGGGUGCGGCCCUAAAAAGGAAAAAAAAAAAAAUGCCAGGGUAGAUACUCAGCGUGAUCUAGAAUAUAUGUAGUAUCAAGAAUGGAGUCACAAAUGUUAGGUCUGAGGAAACUGGCAGGCUAAUACUCUAGUGGGAAUGCAACUUGCUAUAACUGCUAAGGGCUGAGUUUCAGUUUGGCAUCACGUAAUGUAAUUUGACAUCCCAGUUUUGCCUGGGCAGUCCUGGCUGAUGUUCCCUCGUCCUCUCCAAAGGGUUCUGGCUUGAUAAUAAAUGAUAGAGUCGUCCUAAUAAUGUUCUGGAAUGUGUACCAUUUGACCUAAUAAAUUUCACUUUUACUUGGGUCUAAGGAAGUAAGUAGAGCUCUCCAUAAGAUUUUUCUGUAAGAAUGUAAUAGUGAAAGUUUGAAAUAAGCUCAAUAGCCAGCAACAAAGAGUUGGUUGAUUAAAUUCAUGUAUGGGAGUUCCCGUCGUGGCAUAGUGGUUAACGAAUCUGACUAGGAACCAUGAGGUUGCAGAUUCGAUCACUGGCCUUGUUCAGUGGGUUAAGGAUCCAGCAUUGCCAUGAGCUGUGGUGUAGGUCGCAGACACAGCUCAGAUCCCAAGUUGCUGUGGCCUGGCAUAGGCCGGCAUCUACAGCUCUGAUUAGACCCCCAGCCUGGAAACCUCCAUAUGCCGUGGGAGCGUCCCUAGAAAAGGCAAAAAGACAAAAAAAAUAAAAUUCAUGUAUAUAUUCAGUAAAUGGUUAUUGAGCACUGUUCCGUACGAGGCACUGUUCUUGGAUUGUACAAAGUACCUGCCUUUGUGGCACAUAUCCUAAUGGGUAUGAUAUAACCAUAUAGUAGAAAGCCAUAGCCAUUAAAAGUCAUGUUUUGGAAGAAGAAGUAGAGAUAUGAGAAAAUGCUUGUAUUUAAUGAGAAUAUCCAGUUAUGGAGCCAUGCAUAGUAAUUCUGUAUAGAGUGUUUGCAUCUUAAAAAAAAAACUGGAA